Messenger RNA from Cyanistes caeruleus (blue tit), 475 nucleotides. The record is from RefSeq and is a predicted model, not a curated record. NCBI's taxonomy places the organism in Eukaryota, Metazoa, Chordata, Aves, Passeriformes, Paridae.
GAGCCAGCUCCUUUAUAUGAGCUUUCAAUGCUUGCUUUAGAGGAUCCUGAAAGUGGCUGGACAGAAGAAGAUGGCCCAAAAGAAGGGCUUGCUGAAUACAUUGUAGAGUUUUUGAAAAAGAAGACUGAAAUGUUGAAAGAUUAUUUCUCUCUUGAAAUUGAUGAGGAAGGAAAUCUUACUGGGUUACCACUUCUGAUAGACAACUAUGUCCCACCAUUGGAAGGACUGCCUAUGUUUAUCCUGCGCUUGGCCACAGAGGUAAACUGGGAUGAAGAAAAGGAGUGUUUUGAAAGCUUGAGUAAAGAACUAGCCAUGUUCUACUCCAUCAGAAAGCAGUAUAUAAUAGAGGAAUCUAACCCAACAAACUCUCAGGUAUGAGAAUACUGUAACUAGUCCUGUGACCAGAUGACUAACAACAUACAGGAAACUUCUGCUCUUUCAGAUACGGACUUCUAAUCCCAGCUCUUUCAGUGAA